GGGGGGGUGUCAGGGGGCCGCUCCCGCGCGCUGAUUGGUCGCCGCCUCCGUCUGUCCGCCGCCGCAGCGCCGUGAUUGGCUGCGGGAGGCGGACCCGCAGGUGACGGUGCGCUCAUAGAGGCGCGGGGCGGAGAGAAGGUGAUCAAUCUCCAUCCGUCCACAUCACAAAUCACCUUCGCGGUGUGACGGACGGACACGAGCCCGAAGCGCCGCGCCGGAUGAGUCGGGCCGGACCGCGGCCGCACACAGCACGCGCCGCCGCUGAGCUGCAGACCUGAGCGCGCGCGCGCCUGCCUUCCCGUGAUGCCGCUCGCUCCCCGCGCCGGUGUGUGAUCCCGGACCUCGGCCCGCUGCUGGAUAACUUUAGCGGCUCUGACCGGAGGCUCGGAGCGGAGAAGGAGCGGAACCAGAGACCCGGAUCGGUCCCCGCGCCCCGUCAAGCUGCAGCAUCGCGGGAAACCGAACCACUGGCCUGAGCUGGGGGGAGCAGUGACCGCCUGUAGCAUGAUGUCCUACCUCAAACAGCCCCCCUACGGCGUCAACGGCCUGGGGCUGAGCGGCGCUGCCAUGGACCUGCUGCACCCGUCCGUGGGAUACCCAGCGACGCCCCGGAAGCAGCGGCGGGAGCGGACCACCUUCACCCGCUCGCAGCUGGACGUCCUGGAGGCCCUGUUCGCCAAAACCCGGUACCCGGACAUCUUCAUGCGGGAGGAGGUGGCGCUGAAGAUCAACCUGCCGGAGUCCCGGGUGCAGGUGUGGUUCAAGAACCGGAGGGCCAAGUGUCGCCAGCAGCAGCAGAGCGGCAGCGCCGCCAAAGCCCGGCCGCCCAAGAAGAAGUCGUCUCCGGCGCGCGAGAGCACCGGCUCGGAGAGCAGCGGCCAGUUCACGCCCCCCGCCGUGUCCAGCACCGGCUCCUCCUCCUCUUCGUCUUCGUCCACCAACCACGCGGGCCCGGCCGCCCUGAGCAGCACCUCUACCUCCAUCAGCACCGUGUCCUCUAUCUGGAGCCCGGCCAUCUCCCCCGGCAACGCCCCGGCCCCCGCCGUGGCCCCGCUCCCCGAGCCCGGACCCCCCUCCAACGGCUCCUGCAUGCAGCGCUCCAUGACGGGCUCAGCCGCCGCCGCCACCUCCUACCCCAUGUCCUACAACCAGACGCCGGGCUACGGCCAGAGCUACCCCGCCCCCUCCAGCUCCUACUUCAGCGGCGUGGACUGCGGCUCCUACCUGGCCCCCAUGCACUCCCACCACCACCCCCACCAGCUCAGCCCCAUGACGGCCUCGUCCAUGUCGGCCCACCCGCACCACCACAUCAGCCAGUCGUCGGGGCACCCCCACCACCACCACCACCAGGCCUACGGGGGGGCCGGCCUGGCCUUCAACUCCUCCGACUGCCUGGAUUACAAAGAGCAGACUGCCGCGUCCUCGUGGAAGCUCAACUUUAACGCCACGGACUGCUUGGACUACAAAGACCAGGCCUCCUGGAGGUUCCAGGUCUUGUGAUUUGCCCCGCCCCUCCCUGCCUGCUCCCCCCUCUUUUACUGCCCCGUCAGCCUGUUGCUUGUUUUUAAAGAUGAAGAGUUUAUGAACCCAAACCGGACUGAAGUCUGACUUUCCUCUGGAGCGUCUCCGGGUCAGACGGUUCUGAUGAGGAGCGGCUGUUCAAAGAGGCGGAGCUUAACAAACUGAAUUUUUUUUUUCCUUUUUUAAAGAUCUGAAGGUCCCGUCAGCCAAAGCCUCGGAGCCGCUCUCUGACGGAGGAAUAUUUCCCCUCCGGCUCGGCCGGCGCGCUCACAGGAACUGCCCCCGGGGGGGUGAGGGGGGGCUUUUACCUCCAAAUCCUGUACAGCUUUUUUUUCUGGAAUGGGUUCUUUGACAGAUUCUAGUCAGCUCCAGCAGCAGCUGAAUGUGUACAUAUGUAUUUGGGUCAGUUCCAGUGACCGUGUUUAGUUGCUGUUUAUUUCAUUUCUCUAAAUUUGAAAUUGUUUAUUACGGUUUUGGAGGAAAUAAAAAAAGAUGUAUGUAAAUCUCCAGAAUAUUCCAAAGACAAUUCGGCCGUUCAAACGUUAGAUUUUAACCCUUUUAUUGAACAGAGUUUUGGGGAUUCCCAGGAUCCGGUCAGACCUGAAACGCAGCACUUGGCUCCAUGUGGAAGUCGGUCUGGAUUCUUCCUUCCGGAGGUUCCGGAGCUCCAGAUGACGUGAGAUGUUGAAUGUAUCUUAAGGCGACCGCCCUCCAUCAUGUUCAUCCAAUAAAGUCAAGUCAAACGUG
Molecule: messenger RNA, 2268 nt
Organism: Oryzias melastigma (Indian medaka)
Lineage: Eukaryota; Metazoa; Chordata; Actinopteri; Beloniformes; Adrianichthyidae
Gene: otx1
Product: orthodenticle homeobox 1
Exons: 4
Coding region: 505-1500 (331 amino acids)
Biological process (GO): multicellular organism development; regulation of transcription by RNA polymerase II
Cellular component (GO): nucleus
Molecular function (GO): DNA-binding transcription factor activity, RNA polymerase II-specific; RNA polymerase II cis-regulatory region sequence-specific DNA binding
Source: RefSeq, a predicted model, not a curated record